GCCCACCCAUGGACCCCGAUGAGGACUCGGACAACAGUUCAGUGUAUGUGCAGGGACUCAAUGAUAACGUGACCCUGGAGGAUCUGGCAGACUUCUUCAAACAGUGCGGUGUUGUCAAGGUGAACAAGAGGACCGGGCAGCCUAUGAUUAACCUCUACAUCGACAAAGAAACCGGCAAACCGAAAGGCGAUGCCACAGUAUCUUACGAUGACCCUUCUACCGCCAAAACGGCUGUGGAAUGGUUUGAUGGGAAGGAUUUCCAGGGGAGCAAGCUCAAAGUGACCCUCGCGCGGAAGAAGGGCCCGAUGAACAGCCUGCGAGGCGGGAUGCCUCCCCGUGAGCAGCGGGGAAUGCCUCCCCCUCUCCGCGGAGGNCCUGGCGGCCCUGGGCGGCCCAGCGGCCCAAGCGGCCCCAUGGGCCGGAUGGGGGGCAGAGGUGGAGACAGGGGUGGCUUCUCCUCGAGAGGACCACGGGGAUCCAGGGGAAACCCCUCCGGCGGGAGCGUCCAGCACCGAGCUGGCGACUGGCAGUGUCCCAAUCCGGGAUGCGGAAACCAGAACUUCGCCUGGAGAACGGAGUGUAACCAGUGCAAGGCUCCCAAACCAGAAGGGUUUCUUCCACCCCCUUUCCCCCCUCCAG
Molecule: messenger RNA, 639 nt
Organism: Leptosomus discolor (cuckoo roller)
Lineage: Eukaryota; Metazoa; Chordata; Aves; Leptosomiformes; Leptosomidae
Source: RefSeq, a predicted model, not a curated record